Caenorhabditis auriculariae is the source of this 3513-nucleotide messenger RNA. The record is from the annotation of a GenBank genome assembly. Lineage: Eukaryota; Metazoa; Nematoda; Chromadorea; Rhabditida; Rhabditidae.
AUGAUCAUCACUCUGUUUUUGCUUCUCUGCUCCGCUUCUCCGUCUUUCGAGCUUUAUGUUGUUAAUACGAGUUACGGCCGACUGCGCGGAGUCACGUUCCGAUCUUCUGAUGGCCAGAAAAAUCACAUUUUCAAGGUUUGCUCUUUCCAAAAAGUUGAUACUUUUCAAGAAGGGUUAUGAAAAAUAGUUUCUUUUUUAAAAGGAACUGAGGAAAUUGCAUUCGGAAGUUAUCUGUGCGUUUCGGCUGUAGAGAAGCUGGAUUGAGACCGCAAAAAUUUUCUCUUUUUAAACUUCUUCUUGAUGAAUCUCAAGGUAGCUCUAAAACUCACCGCUUCGUGCAAUUCUGAUUUUUUUUUAAGGCACGGGCUUUUCUAAGACUGGCUAAGAUUUAUACGUACAGUACCGUCAGAAAACAUCAAAAACGCGACUUUGGUCACAACAGUGUUGAAAAUCAUCACAAUUCCAGAAAUUUUCAGAAAAAUUCAGUUCCUUACAAGAAAAUUGUUAUCGAAACUCCAUUUUUUCGUGUCUUUUCUGACGGUACCGUAUAUCUUUUUACUGUGGUUAGCUCUCCUAUUCAGCUGCGUGAAAAAAAUCAGGUCUUGUUCAACUUUGAAAUGACUAAUUUUGACUAUUUGUGUGUAUUAAAGAUUAUCUUCUAAUGCUCGAGUCAUGUGAAAACUUGCAGUAGUUUGAUGAAUUUUUUUCGCUGAUCAGAGACAUUUUUUUUCGAUUUUACAGUAUCAGAUUGAGGAGUCAUGAGUCAAGAGUAAGAAAAAGAAAAUCAAAAUUGUAAUAAAAAAAUCAAAAAAAUCGACCUCAAGCUCGAAGUCACUAGGAAAAAGCGGGAAACCCGCGUCAAUUUUCAAUUUUUUUCACGUAUUUUGAUCUAAGACAUAGUUUUUUUAUAAUAUUAGCUUUCUCAGAGCGUUCCGUUCGUCAAGCCACCAUUAGGCAAGCUAAGGUUCAAAAAACCUGAAGAGGUCGAACCUUGGAAAGGAAUACUUGAUGCCAGUACUUACAGGUUUGCGUUUUUCUUUUAUUUUCAUCCUUUGACUGUUUUACAGCGCUGCUUGCUUGUCCGAUUCUAAAUAUGGAACAUCAAAGCAGAAAAAAAUCAGCGAAGACUGUCUUUAUCUGAACAUUUUCACAAGUGAAAGAUGCCUGGUUUACCCUUUUCUUCCAACAAAAAAAUUUAAAUUUUUUUUCAGAGCUCGCCUUGUCCAGUUUUAAUCUACUUGCACGGCGGCGCAUUCAACAUCGAUUCCGCCGUCAUGUUUCCAGAUCAGUUCAUAAUAGAUCACUACAGCAGUCAAGGUAGACCAUAAUUAUCACUAAUCGCAUCAGUUUUUUGUCCCAGGCAUUGUUUUCGUGAUACCCGCAAUGCGGUUAGGAGUGUUUGGUCUGUUGACUUUUGGCGACGAAGAACAGACGCAUCAAAAUUUACCGGUGUACGGUGAGAUCACGAGGAUCAAGUUUGAAGUUCAACCAAGGAAGAGGUUUCAGAUGCGAUGGCAGCGAUAAAGUUUGUGAGAUCUGAAAUUUCCAACUUUGGAGGAGAUCCAAAGAGAAUAAAUUUAAUGGGCCACUCUUCUGGCGCGAACCUGGCUCUACUUUUUGCCACGUCUAGGUUUAUUGGAAUGAUAUGGAAGGAUUUAUUUUGCCAAAUUUAAGAGGGAAAAAUUUUUUUUCUCUGUGUAAAAAUCAUCAGAAAGCUUCGUGAAACUUGGGAAAACGUGGAAAACCGAUCGCAAAAAAAUAACUUCAGCAUUUUUCAGUCUCAUCGAUCCCGACAUGAAACUCUACCACAGAGUCAUCGCCCUCAGUGCUCCAAUGUUGUUCAAUGAUCAGAAUAAAAUCAUAUCUCGUAGUAUGGAAAUAGCUGAAAACUUAGGAGUUUCCAAAAUUCUAUCUCUGAAAGUAAUACUCUUUUUCCAGUGUGUGGCUGAGAACAGCACUUUCGACAUUUCUCAGGUCGUGAAAUGUCUACAAGAAGUGGAUGCUACCGAGUUAUUAGCAGCCCAAAAAGAAAUGGAGUCUAUUAAUCACCGUUUCACCAACUUCAUAUUCGGCCCUCCAUUUGCUAAAUUCAAUCAAACUUUUGAAGACUACCGCUCGAAAAUCCCGGUAGUUAUUUCUUCCCUUCUGUACAACUUUCGAAUGAUUCAGGGUCGAGACGUAAUGAUUGGAACCACCGGUCAUGAAAUGGGUAGAAGUUUAUCAAGCCAAGAAAACUUUUAUUAUGGGAGCUUCAUGGAUUUUGAGAACAGAGUGGAAGUGGCCGAGAAGUUCGAAGCUGACUACAAAUCUGGAAGUGAAAAAAAAAUCUUAGGAAAAUCAAUGAUUAUUAUUUUCAGUUUUUGAACUCGCAGAUGAAUCCCAAAGUAUUUAUGUGUCUGCUAUUUUGUACUCUGCUGCUCUUACAGCCGCUGGCGGACAUGUUUACUUAUACGAAUCGAGGUUAUUGAUUUUUGAAAAAAACCUUGGACAAAAAGUUUCAGACAGAAACCUCUGCCGAAUCAUGUCAGUGACAUGCGUUAUUUCAUUGGAAUUCAUCGAGAGAGCAAUCGAACCAGCGAUAUGGACAUUCUCGAAUCUUUUUAUUCCAAGAUGCUUGUAAACUUUACUAAAUACGGGGAUCCGUCACCGAGUAAGAUCUUAUGAUUGAAACAUUUGAACUUCAUUACUCAUUUUUGAAACAAACCCAUAUUUUGCAUGGAAUAUACUCAUGAGCGCUUCCGAUCAUUAGCGAUUCGCAUAAGGAAAAAAAAUCUGCAAUCCUUUUAUUAUCUUGAACUUCUCUUGUCUGGUGAACUUUUUAGAACAAAAAAACUUGUUAUCUAUUUUUUUCAAUCUUCAAAAAAAUACACGAAAAGAAAAAAAUUUUUAUUUUAUUUGGAUCCUUAACUUAUGGUUUUUUUCAUAAUCUGAUGUUUGACUAGAAGAAUCAGAUUUUGUUGUGUAGUUUUUUCUCGAAGUUUCAAUUAAAAAAUCACCGUUGUGAGUUCGCGGCUUGUAUUUUAAGUAGGAUCACUCUCCUUACGGUUAUGAAACACCUCAUAUUUAUGAUUUCGAUUCCAGGUUGGGACAUGUACGAUUCUGCAAGACGCAAUUUCUACGCAGUGGAAGUGGACACAAAAGCAGGAAUUUAUCCGAUGAAUAUGGAGGAUUUUCAUAGAAACUAUGCAGAUUAUUGGCUCAUCAAUAUGACCUCCUUCGAUGCUGAUGUCACCUUAAAAGUUAUACUCAUAAACUUCUCCUUGUAAAUAAAUUUUUCAGAAGCUGAAUAAUACCCCGAUUGUGAUUUCUUCGCAUGAUGACAACUCCAGUAGCUUGUUUCCAGCUUGGAAUGAGACCGAAAUCAAAGAUCCAAUCAAUUCAACCACGAUUUUCUCAAAAUGGUGGUUUUAUCUUGUGAUUGCUGCUGUCGUUUUCACUGUCAUUUCUAUUGUAUAUUGCAUUUGCCGCGAAUUGUGCUGGAAAAAUGAGGAAUCUCACCCCCUUCUGCGAUGA